This is a messenger RNA of Neoarthrinium moseri, 2319 nucleotides long. RefSeq lists its product as uncharacterized. The record is from RefSeq and is a predicted model, not a curated record. The coding region runs from base 1 to 2319 and encodes 772 amino acids. The transcript has a single exon. NCBI's taxonomy places the organism in Eukaryota, Fungi, Ascomycota, Sordariomycetes, Amphisphaeriales, Apiosporaceae. Gene Ontology annotation, molecular function: protein binding.
AUGGUCGACGCUGACCGCAAACGCUUGAUCACCACACACAAAACUCGCGAGUUUCCAGCGCUCGCCAUGGUUCGGGUUGAGGUAAGCUCGCUCGAGGAGAUGGAUCUCGAGGAGAUACAUAUCGUGUGUCUCAAGGGUGAUUUCCAGGGUUUAGACACGCUCCUUCCCAACAGGGAGAUCAUUGAGGCUAGAACAGCACUAGGAGAAACCCCGAUCAUGUUGGCGGCUCUCAUGGGGCAUGUGGAAGUGUUCGUGCUCCUUCGAGAGCAUCGGGCCAAUGUGGAAGCUGCCGACCUAUAUCGACGCAAGGUCAUCGCGUAUGCCGGGACAAGCCUUUUCAACAGCCUGAGGCGACAGGUGUUGGCGGGGCAUGGCUUCAUCGAGAAGCAUGGCGCAAACGAAGGUCGUCGUGCCAUCACCGAGCUGCUAACUAGUCCAGCCAUUCCUCGCCAAGUAGAGCCUGGGUCAGCAAGUGGUGGGAUUGUUUUCCGCACCAACUCCGUUGGGUUCGAGGCCUAUCUGCGCUUAGCAUACAUCAAGACACCAGGUAUCGAUCCGAGACUGAAGACAAUUGGGUUCAUUCGAAAGCAAAUGGAUCAUUCCCCACUCGCGUUCGCAGUCUCAGGCUGGAAGAAGAAUGACGUAUCGCAGACCACAGGUCUCCUUCAGGGUUCGAAGUGGACGAAGAUAGUACUCCGAAGAGUCGCACCGACCAUCGGAUUCAAGUUCAGACAUUUCGGCAAUGAUCAGGGCUACCGGCCAGGAAAAGUACCAGAAAGCAGAAAAGGUAUUUUCUUCGCAUGCCACGUUGAAUGUCAGCUGGCGGUCUGGUAUUGCUACGCAUUGCUGGCCGUCUUGAAGCCGGUGCCCAACAAGCGAUACCCUUCAGCCACGUACUUUGCCAGAAAUCUUCGGGAGCUGGCCCAUGCAUCUCUUGGUGAUUCCAGAGAGACGAAGAUCGAAAUCAAUCAGCCACCGUGUGAGAGCUGUGCGCGAUUUCUUCGAGCACUUACGAAAGUCACGGGGGUGAGCUUCGAAGUAUGUUACCGUGAAAGCAUGUCAUUAGUCCUGGCGGCCAUCAAAAAAAGGAAUUUCCUUCUUGCCCAUCAGGCUGAUCUGAGGGAGAUUGCUGAGGACUCUGGAAGUGAUACAGAUGGCGAAUGGGACGCCACCAAUGAUGAUAUCAUGCAAUCCGUGGAGCACAUGGAGAUACAAAUCGAUAUGAAUGACCCGUCGACACUCAGUGGCGCAGAGGAAAUGACUUUUAGACCAUUCACAAAGGCAGACUCCAUGAUGGACAAAGGUGAACAGAUCAAAUUCGGCGAUUCGUGCAACAGUGUUAGUCCAGACGAGGAAGAUGGUGAAUCGGAGCCAGAAGAAGACUACAGAGACGAAGCUAUCGACAUGACGUAUCACAGAUCUACCUCCAUUCGACCUCAACAUAUAUCCCAUAAUGCAUACGCCGAAUGCGGAUCCUCCUUCACUUUCCAGCGCCAAGGCGAAGACAAAAUUGAGGACUUCUCUAGAGCAAGUACGCCGGGUAUUGUUUUGGGUACACCGAUUUCCACGUCUGCCGAGCAGUCUGAUGCAUCUUCUGGUAGAAUCAGUCCGAAAAUCCCGCAUGGAACUGCGAUGCUUCCCAUCGUGGUUCCUUCGUCCCCGACUGAGGAUAGAAUAGCCGCCCAGAGAUUACAACACCCAUACAAACGACCGAAACAUACCAAGGUCUUUCGUCAAAAGAUGUGGGCUUCGGAGGAGAGAGCGCUAAUCGCAUUGAAGAAGGAAAAAAGGCAAGACAAGAGUCUGGCUGUCACCCCAAGACGUCUACUGGGCAGAAUGCCAGCCAGGGGAGUCGCAGUUAACAUCCAAUCUUCAGAAUCACAACUGGGCCCAUCGGCUUCUGAUAAGCAAAUAAUGGCGGAAGGAACUCGGGAAGAUAAUAGCCAGGUCAAUGAGCAGGCCAACGAUGCGCAGGAGUUGUUUGAUGAGCGGCUGUUCGCGCCAAUCCCACGGGUGGGGAUAUCGCAGCUCCUGAACGAGGAACAGAGCGUUUCAAUAAACCACCGAUCAGUCGAAGCACCAGUGGGUGAGUUUCAAUCAGUGAACUCUCGCUGUAUCCCUCGUACGGUUGAGCCCGGUAGAACCCUGCCGAAGACACCGGUAGGCCCUCCACGGACGAAUCGAAACAGGGCCCAGGGGCCUUUCUAUGCAACCCCGGAGACCCGAAGCAUAAUCACGGGUAAAGAACGGUUCCAAGAGGAGACUCGUCCAAGACGAGGAUAUUCUGACGAACAAGACGAUUUUGGCGACUGGCCCUGA